Molecule: messenger RNA, 1283 nt
Organism: Porites lobata
Lineage: Eukaryota; Metazoa; Cnidaria; Anthozoa; Scleractinia; Poritidae
Source: the annotation of a GenBank genome assembly
GGGUCAAAAAGGACCCCACCUUCUGUUGCACAUCAGGAUGGAGGUGAGAAGUAUGCGACUGGCGUAACAACUAUCAACAUACUUGUCAGGUACAAUAUCACCAUUGGCACCUGGAACGUGAGAAUUACCUUGCGAAUGGCAGGUAAAUUGGAAGAAUUGUCAUAUGAGAUGAGCAGGUACCACUGGAACAUCUUAGGUCUCUGCAAGGUACAGCCGCACAACAGAAAAACUUUGGCAAGACAUCCACUGAGGAGGGUCAUAAAUUAUACUUCAUUGGCAAGGUGGACAAACACAACCAAGGCAUUGGAUUUCUUGUUCACAAGGACAUUGUGAACACUGUCAUGGGCUGCCGGCAGGGGGCGGGGGGGGUACUCCCUUAAUGGGGACGUGUGGCCAGCCAGGGUAUGUUUUUCUGGAUUUUUGUCUUAAACAGGGUAUCGAAUUUAUCAAUUUUUGUCUUAAACAGGAUAUCUUGUCUUGGACGAUAAGCAGCAAAAUUUUUACAAGCUAUAAUGUUAAUUAAUAUUGACUUCCAUUGACUUAAACAGGGUAUCAAAAAUCGAAAUUCUGUCUUAAACAGGGUAGGAAAAUCAGUGAUAUUUGUCUUAAACAGGGUCAGGGUAUGAGGGGCCACGCAGCACCUCCCUACCCAGGGAUAUAUCGAGUACCCCCCCCCCCCUGGUGGCUGCUGUGCAGUCUCAAGCAGGCUUAUCACCAUCCGCCUGAGGGCAAGUCCAUUUAACAUCACAAUUAUACCGGUCUACCCCCCACACUUGGACAGGGUUGUCAUUAAGAGCCGGGGGCCGGGGAUUUUCCCCGGGUACUAAGAGAGUGGCCCCCGGCUACUUUUAUUGGAAAAUAGAAGAAAAAUAGAACCAAAAGAAAUCCCUAGCUGUUUGAUUUCCCCGCCUACUUGUUGUGUUUACCCGGCAACUUGAAAUCUUAGUGACAACCUUGCUUGGAAUAUGAUGAUGAUGCAGUUGAGGACUUCUAUGACCAUCUGCUUGAAGUCUUGGACCAGUCCCCCAAGACAGAUAAUUAUUCUUGUUGUGUUAGGCAAUUGGAAUGCCAAAGUAGGAGAGGAUGCAUUCAAGAACUGGACAGGCACUUGUGGAUGCUACUGCAACCCAGAGACAAAUGAGAGAGGUCUAAGGCUUCUGGAGUUUGCUUGCUACAACGAUCUUGUGCUGGUGAAUACACUUGGCAAACACUUGGUAUCCAGAAGAUGGACAUGGCAGAGCCCAAAUGGAGGAUACCAUAACCAGCUUGAUUAUAUCAUGGUU